This is a messenger RNA of Zychaea mexicana, 1263 nucleotides long. RefSeq lists its product as uncharacterized. Gene Ontology annotation, cellular component: cytoplasm. Lineage: Eukaryota; Fungi; Mucoromycota; Mucoromycetes; Mucorales; Lichtheimiaceae. The record is from RefSeq and is a predicted model, not a curated record. The transcript has 3 exons. Gene Ontology annotation, molecular function: UDP-glucuronate decarboxylase activity; NAD+ binding. Bases 1 to 1263 code for a protein of 420 amino acids. Gene Ontology annotation, biological process: D-xylose metabolic process.
AUGACGAGCACUGAGGCCGCUCACAAAGACGAAUCAAAUAACGCUAAUAAUAAUAGCAGCGGAACGAAUGCCGCAACGACAGUGACAACCGACGAAUUGGUAUCGACGGUGGGCCAUGGCUCUGUUGGCUCCCAGUGGGACCUGGACAGUCUUCGUGAGCUGUACUUGCCCAAACAGAUCAGCGACAGAGAAAUCAAUCACGAGGAUGGCAGUGUUACGUACAAGAGCACACACUCGUACCCACCAGUACGAAGACUACGGCCUUCUGAACGCAAGCGGAUCCUCGUGACGGGCGGCGCUGGUUUUGUUGGAUCACACUUGGUUGACCGACUAAUGUUGAUGGGUCAUGAGGUCAUUGUACUCGACAACUUUUUUACGGGAACAAAGCGGAACGUGCAGCACUGGAUUGGUCACCCGCACUUUGAAUUGAUACGACACGAUGUGGUGGAUCCGUUCAUGAUUGAGGUUUCGCAGAUUUAUCAUUUGGCUUGUCCGGCGUCGCCGCCACAUUAUCAGUAUAACCCAACAAAAACGGUGAAGACAAGCGUCAUGGGAACGAUCAAUAUGCUCGGUUUGGCAAAGCGUACAAAGGCUAGGUUCUUGUUAACUUCAACUUCUGAAAUUUAUGGUGAUCCGGAAGAACAUCCCCAGCGGGAAACGUAUUGGGGCCACGUGAAUCCAAUUGGACCACGCGCAUGCUAUGAUGAGGGCAAGCGAAUUGCAGAAACGCUGACUUAUGCGUACAUGCGCCAGAAUGAUGUGGAUGUGCGCGUUGCCCGGAUAUUCAAGCAAGGAUCAAAUUUUCUAAAUGCGGUAUAUUUAAUAUUAGGGCCACGAAUGUCUCCAGCGGAUGGUCGGGUCGUUAGCAACUUUAUCAUGCAAGCACUCAAAGGCGAGCCACUGACAUUGUAUGGUGAUGGACAACAGACACGGUCAUUCCAAUAUGUCCAUGAUCUCGUGGACGGCUUAAUUUUGCUAAUGAACAAAAACUACAUGGAGCCGGUAAACCUUGGCAAUCCAGAAGAGUAUACCAUCAAGGACUUUGCAGAUAUCAUCCGGGAGCAAGUUGCGAACUCGCCCGUCGGACCUGACAACGUCAACAUCAAGAUCUUACCUGCAGCCAUGGACGAUCCAAAGAAGCGCAAGCCGGAUAUUAGCCGGGCACUAAAGUUUCUGGGAUGGAAACCGCGAUUCGCUGUACGACAAGGAUUGCAAGAAACUGUGGAUUGGUUCAAGUUAGAGGUGGAGGAAGGACUCAUAUAG